AUGUGUGGACUGACAAAAAGCUGUCCCAUCAGUCUAUCGUUAUUAAAAGUAGUCUCUUCUGUUUUGGCAGAUGAGGAAGCAUCUCUAGCAGAUGCGGAAGGAGCGUUCAUGCAGGCAUUACAAGCUCGGAAGAAGAACACCAGCACUGAGCUGACUAUUGAGCCAGAGAAACCAAAUGCAGACCAAAAUGGCGUCAGUUUGUCAACUUUCAUGAAUGAACAGCUCGACUUUAACGAUGAAACUGAUGUUAUUGCUGCACUGAAUUAUAUAUUGCCUUAUUUCUCAGAGGGAAAGCUAGAAGAUGUAGAAUCAAUAUUAUUACCAUUCAUUAAACUGCUUUUGUCAAAUGUACAAGAAGGAAAUAAUCCCCUGACUUUGAAAAACAAUACAGGGAGCCUGUCUCUUAAACAUGUAUCCAACAAUAUUGGAUAUGGCCCAGCCGUGGGAAAACAGCCUGGCAAAGAUUCAGAAAGCAAGUGUAGAAAAAAGGUGGAGACACUGAACAGAGACAUCAAGGGGGCUAAAGGACUUCUGGAAAAUGCACUUCCAAGAAAAGGGGAAAAGGGAGCAUCAAGAGGAAAAUGGGGUGCCCAGCCGUUUGUGGAGAAUACUGACAAAGAAAGCAAGCCCAGGAGGCCAACCCCAAGGGAGCUGGGACAACAUCACAUGGUGCGGAAGCCAAGGAAGUUAGAGGGAAACUCCUUCGAUGCUGAGCCAUUCAUAAAGGAACAUAAGGCAGCAAUCUCUUCUCCCCUGAAACAAUACUUGAUGGGCAGGCCUUCUACCUCCAUCCCUACAAGAACCCGACCUGAAGUUAGAAAUAUCGAAGACUUAUCCUACACCCUUUUUGUUUUAGAAGAUGAUGCUAGAGUUAAAAACAUGAAGGCUCCUAAACCAAUCUCAUAUUCUAGGAAUAAUUACCUCUUUCCUAAAGUUCGCUCUCACGCAGUCCACAGGCCACUCAAGGCCAGACCAAGUCAAAAGUUCAGAAAGAAAGGUGCACUCAAUAGACUUAUGCUUGGAAAGAGACCUCCUUUCUCUGCAGUGAGGAGCCUCAUAAAUUCCCCUGCACAAAAGGCUUUUUCAUCUUCAGGGGAACUAAGGCAACUAAUGUUAAUGGUUAAACGAACCAAUGAAACACAAUGGGAAUACCAUAACUUGGGCACUGACUUAUCCUCCAAGCCCAAAGGCUCCACUCUGCGUUUCCUCCCAUCCCCGGGUGAUAAAUUUGAAACUCAGCUAAACCAGCAGCUACGGUCUCUCAUCCCUAACAACGAUGUGAGAAGGCUCAUUUCUCAUGUUAUCCGGACUUUGAAAAUGGACUGCUCUGAGCCCCGUGUUCAACUGGCCUGUGCAAAGCUCAUCUCCAGAACAGGCCUCCUGAUGAAGCUUCUCAGUGAGCAGCAGGAAGUAAAGGUGUCCAAGGCAGAGUGGGAUACAGACCAGUGGAAAACUGAGAACUACAUCAAUGAGAGCACAGAAGUCCAGAGUGAACAAAAAGAGCAAGGGUCCAGGGAGCUCACAAAGGAGGUUCCAGGAUAUGGCUAUAACAACAAACUCAUCUUGGCAAUAGCUGUCACUGUGGUAGUGAUGAUUUUGAUUAUAAUUUUCUGUCUCAUUGAGGUAAGGACAAUUAAUUCAGGUUUCCAGAAUACAUCCUGUCUUUAUAAUCGAUUUAGAACUCACAAACCAAAAAUUAAGGCACUUUCCCACCUACUAUACUUGACAUUCCUUUUUACAUCAGAGGAAGAUAUUGAAAAAGCCCCAAGGGGCUUUUUGCAUUUUCUGCUGCAAAGGAGAUGUGCAUCAGAAGAUGAGAGUGAGGAGGGAUUUUUCUGGAAAAGGCGGCCACUUUGGCUUAGGGAUAUGUAUAGACCUCUCAACGCCACACACAAGAAAAACAUGGCACAGAAGCUACACGACAAGGACUCUUCUGAUGAGGAUGAGAUUUUCAACAAAAAUAGAGGGGUGUCCAGCACCUCAGCAGAGAAGACUACGGGGACUAGAGAGACGACCGAAGAGCCGGGUGAGGAGAGUGAGACAGCGGAGGAGACCACCACUGAGGCCCCCCUGAGGAGCUGGGGAAAAUGUGGAAGUGUUGGACACCCUCACCUGGAAAGUAAGUAG
This is a messenger RNA of Choloepus didactylus (southern two-toed sloth), 2127 nucleotides long. RefSeq names its product leucine-rich repeat-containing protein 37A-like. NCBI's taxonomy places the organism in Eukaryota, Metazoa, Chordata, Mammalia, Pilosa, Megalonychidae. The record is from RefSeq and is a predicted model, not a curated record.